AUGCCUAAACCAAGAGGAAGAAGAGAAAAAAAGACGGCAGCUAAAGAGCGUGUUGCAGGAGCUGAGGAUGUGGAAAAUGAUUUCCAGGAAGUCAUCGAAAAUGGUGAGGAGGAACCCAUCUCUUCUGAGACCAAACAGCCUACAGAGUUCUCCACCGUCUUUUUUGGUCUAGUUGACUCUAGUGAAGUCGACUACUUCAAGCAGGCCGAAUCCACGCUUAAUAUCAAUGCUUUCGAGAGCGACGAAGAGCGUGCUGGUUUCAUCAGAUCGGUGCUUGAGGAGUCCAGAGGAAAAGAGCUUAAACUCGUCACAAACCAAAUCUGCUCCAAAUUGAUGGAACGUCUCGUGCUUUUUGCAACUGAUCGCCAGCUCAAACACAUCUUUCAUCAGUUCGUUUCCCAUUUCCCUGCUUUGGCUCAUCACAAAUAUUCCUCGCAUGUGUUAGAAACGCUUUUGGUGAGAAGUGCUGCUUUGAUUGAGAAGGAGCUCGCACAUAACUACGAAGAAGAGGAGCUCGAAGCUGAAAUUGAUGAUGAUAAUGAGCAAGACAAGUUUAUUGCUUCCACUACCAUGGAGUCCAUGUUCAUCAAAAUGCUCGAGCUGUUGCACCCAUAUUGGAGCACCACGAUUGAACACCAGUACGCAUCCCAUGUUAUGAGAAUCAUUGUGCUUAUUCUUUCCGGUAAAGAGUUGCCUUCCACCACAAUGGCCAAUUCGGCCUUGAGAUCGAAGAAGUCUAAGAUCGCCAGAAAAAUGAUCGAGAUUAAGGACAAUAAUGAUUUCAAUCGUGCAUUCGAGGUCCCUGCUUCAUUCAAGGACGAGCUCAGAAAACUCAUCAAAGCAUCUACAGCAGGAUGGGACACCAAGAAGGCGAGAGAAAUGGCCAUUCACAAAAUUGCUUCCCCAGUGCUUCAGCUUGUCAUCAGAGUCGAGGGUAUUGUCGACAGGGACCGUUCACUCUGGCAUUUGAUUUUCUUAGGAGAAAAAGAGCCUAAAGAUUCAAAAGAGGAAGGUUUCGUUGAGUACCUUUUGUCUGACCCAGUCGGCUCUCAUUUCCUCGAAUCUGUCAUCAAAAAUGAUGGCGCCAGAAUGAAGUACAUCGAGAGACUCUAUCGUUUAUACAUGAAGGAUAGAGUGUUGAAGUUGGCCAGAAGAGCUACCACUGGUGUCUACAUUAUUCAAGCAUUGCUUCUCAAGCUCAAACCAGGUGAGGUCGAACACAUCUUGGAUGCCAUCGUUCCAGAGCUUGCCAGCCUAAUAUCUAUCUCCGAGAACCAAAACAUCGACCUUGCCAAAUCCAUCAUUGAUGCUUCCAUUACCAGAUACAACUAUAGAAGAGACGAGCUUAUCAAACAAUUUUUCCUCAAGUUUGCACCCAACUAUAACCCAGAGGAGCCUGAUGACACCACCACCGAGUUUUUCGAAAACACCUUGCAGCUCACUGGCUCCACAUUGGGUAACACCAGAGAUGACUGGCCCACUGCUGAAGAGAGGAGAAGAUCUCUUUUCUUGGAGAAGCUCAUGGAGUAUGACUACUCCUUCGUCAUUUGCGCAUGGUACAAUUGCAUGGCCCUUCCUUCUGAACGUUUCUUGCAGAUGUGCACUCAUGGAGUUUUCUCGCAUGUUGUUGAGAACACCCUAGUUGUUAAACCAGCAUCAGACCCCGAGCCAAAGGACACACUCAUUUCAAGAAAGAAGUUCCUCAACAUCUUUCUGGGCCACAUUUUCAAGUUGGCAUGCAACUCCUAUGGAUCGCACAUCGUGGAUAAGCUUUGGGAUUUCACUGUGCUCUUACCAAUGUACAAGGAUCGUAUUGGCUCUGAGCUCAAUGCCGAUUCUCACAAGGUGAAGGAGAGUUCGUAUGGAAGACUUGUUUGGAAGAAUUGGUCCAUGGAGCUUUUUACUCGUAAAAAGUUCGACUGGAAGAGAUUGGUGAAGGAGCAAGAAGAGGCAUACUAUGCCGAGGGCUCGGACAAUAAUAACGGCGAGCCUGCCAAGGAGAAGAGACCAAUUGAUUUGAAGAUGGAGGAGAUUUUCAGAAAGCAGAAUCAGGGAGAAAAAAGACAGGGGGCACCACUCUCAGGAUCCAACCUGAAGAAGGUCAAAGUUAGAGGCAGAAACCGUUAA
Candidozyma duobushaemuli is the source of this 2127-nucleotide messenger RNA. RefSeq names its product RNA-binding RNA processing protein. The transcript has a single exon. Gene Ontology annotation, cellular component: nucleolus; preribosome, small subunit precursor; 90S preribosome. Lineage: Eukaryota; Fungi; Ascomycota; Pichiomycetes; Serinales; Metschnikowiaceae. The record is from RefSeq and is a predicted model, not a curated record. Gene Ontology annotation, biological process: endonucleolytic cleavage in ITS1 to separate SSU-rRNA from 5.8S rRNA and LSU-rRNA from tricistronic rRNA transcript (SSU-rRNA, 5.8S rRNA, LSU-rRNA); endonucleolytic cleavage to generate mature 5'-end of SSU-rRNA from (SSU-rRNA, 5.8S rRNA, LSU-rRNA); endonucleolytic cleavage in 5'-ETS of tricistronic rRNA transcript (SSU-rRNA, 5.8S rRNA, LSU-rRNA). Gene Ontology annotation, molecular function: RNA binding. The coding region runs from base 1 to 2127 and encodes 708 amino acids.